Messenger RNA from Rotaria sp. Silwood1, 2841 nucleotides. The record is from the annotation of a GenBank genome assembly. Lineage: Eukaryota; Metazoa; Rotifera; Eurotatoria; Philodinida; Philodinidae.
AUGGGUAAUUCUUUCAGUGUCCAAAAUCAAAAUAAUAUUAAUGAUUCUAAUUUGAACAACCCAAGCAAUAUAAAGCAUAAUACAAACUAUGACACUCCUACAGCUAUCAAUAUAUUACAAGCAUUAUUUGAAAGUGAAAAUUAUUGUUUCAAUUCAUUUUCAUCAAAUGAUCAUGGUAAAAUUGUUAAAGAAAUAAUUGAAAAUUCUCAACGACAAGAACAAACAACAACUAUAGAAUUGAAAGGCGAUCCUAUCUUAAAUGAAUUCGUCAAUGAUCUAUAUACAAUCUUCAGUAGUUAUCCUUCUGUUGAUAAUAUAAAUCAUGCUACUGAUAGAGGUAUGGUUAAAUAUGAAAUCUAUUCAAUUCAAUCUUUAAAUUCAUUAUCUUCUUCAACAACUAAUAAACAAUCUAAAUCAAUAUGGCUACCGAAAUCUAUGACUAUUGGUGAAGCUCAUCGUAUAUUAUCUACCAUAUUAUAUAGUGAUAAUACUGAUACAAUACCUGUUGAUCUUGCUGAUUAUGUAUUAGUAUAUGAAAAUAUAAUGAUUUCAUUAGAAAAUGACAAAAAAGAAUUAUAUGAAGAAAUUUUGAAACUUUCAUUUCGAUUGAAUCGAGUUGCAUUACCACCAUUUCGAUUGUUAGUUAUUCAUAAAUCUAAAUUAUUAUUAUUAGAACGUAAAGAAUCAAAACCAUUAUUAAUGGAUAAUGGAACCAUUUCAGUUUUACAAUUAAUUAUGUUUCAUUUACUUACUAAUACUAUAAAUCAAUUAGAAAAUGAAAAUUCUGAUUAUAAUAAAACUAUUAGUACUAUCCGUAAGGAUCAAGAUCAUGAAUAUUGGCCAAUUACUGAAAUUAAAAUGGGAAUUAUUCCUUCGUCACAAUUAAUUCAUCCAUUAAAGUAUAAUAAACUAUGUCAACAUAUUGCUAAAAUUAUUCAAACGAAUAAUUUAUCGGAAGAUAUUAAAAGGAAUGUAGAGAAUUGCUUUAAAUUACUAGAAAAAAUAUUUAUUUCAGUUGGUGCUGAUGAAUCACACAUUAAAUUUGUAACAACGGCUAUGUCCAAAUUAGUCCCAGUAUAUGAUUAUCCAUUAUUAAUAGCAUUACCUUAUGACCGCUUAUUAUUAACACAAUUUUAUAAAAUAAGAUGUAUUGAUGAUCGAUAUGCUCAAGGAAUUAUGGCUAAUGGAAAGUAUUUUUCAUUGAAUAACAACGCUUAUACUCCAAUGUUGGAAUUAGGAAUUAAUCCUGGUUCUAUCAUUCAAUUGAAGUUUAAUAUUCAACCUGAUACUAUCGUUCAUGGAAAUCUAUUCGUUUCUCAGGUUAAUGAUACAAAAAUUACUGACCAUUGUCAAAAUAUAUCAGGUAUCAAGACAAAUAAAUUUGCUAUAACACAGUACGAACUUUCAGCUGAAUUUGAUAAUAAUGCAGUUAAUUUAAUGUUUCCAACUAAAGCCAUUAAUGUGCUUAAAUCUGCUGAAGAAUUAAAACAAAAAUCAAAUAAAGAUAAAUCAAAAGCAAGUAUUAUUUCUGAAAAACAUCCUGUGAUGAAUUACUUAAGAUCAAAUUUAAAAUCGUCAAGUAAUUGGAUUCAUUCAUCAACAAAAAUAAAUGAAUCAAUACAGCAAAUAGAGAAACUAAAUAUUGAGAAAACAAAUCCAAAUCAAACAACUCAAAAUAUACCUUCAAAUGGAAAUAGUUUAGCUCAAGCAAUUCAAACUACUACUAGUUCAGCCACAUUAAUUAAUAAACCGUCAACUUCUUCCUUACCUUUCAUAGAUAAACCUGAAUGUUUAAAUUGUUUAUCACAACUCAAUGAUGAUAAUUUGGAAUGUCCACAUUGUACACAAGUAUUUUGCCGAAUAUGUAUUGAAUCUAGUUGUGAUAAUACAAAUCAUGAACAUUAUUGUCCAACAUGUUCCAAUAAAGUUAAAUUAUCAGAAUAUCGUAAAUCAAAAAUUAUUGACAAAUUUGAAACAGAAGGUAUAUCGGCAUUUGAAUGUUUCAUUUGUCAUUCAAUACCAGAAAAACAUAGAUUAUGUCUUGAUCCAAAUUGUUCAGCUUUAUUUUGUUACGAUUGUUGGGAAAAAAGCAAUGAUAAAAACAUAUUAAACACUAACCAAGAUUCCGAUUCUACUGGAAAAUUUAAAUGUCUUCAAUGUAAAAAAGCUGAUGUGUAUGAAAGUAAUGCUGUUAUGUAUUAUUCUUGUCGAGUUAUUGAAUAUCAAAUAGCAGAAGAAGUUGAAUCAAAAUCAGUAGUAAGUAAAUCAUUACCAAAUACGGCAUGGAAAAAAGAAGAUUACUUACCCGAAAAAGGAACGUUAGAAGAAAAUCAUAAUCGAAUUGUAUCAGUUAUUCAUUUCAAUGAUAGUCAUAUUCAAUUUAGUGAUAAAAAAGAAGAUUGUCCACUAUUAAUAAUAAAUGAACCACCUGAAUAUACAUGUCCUGAAAGUCUUCGAUUGAGUUAUUGGAACACUGAAAAUGAAAUAAAUCGUUGGGAAGAUGAUAAAAACGUUCAAUUUUAUUCAUACAAUCAGAAUUCAAAUGCAGUCUAUAAACUGCAUUUUACAAGUUUUACUGCUCGUAAUAAUCGAUUUGAAGAACGCAUUAUGUUAGAUAAAGCGUUUUUUGACACAACUUACGAUUAUGAUUUUACAAAAAAAAAUGAUGCUGGUAGAACUUUUCAACGCGGUCCAGAACCUUAUACACGACCAUGUGGAUGGUAUAGAAAAGCUAUUAAAGUGCUUGGAAAAUAUGAAAAUGCUGAAUGGUUAGGAACAGGUACAGAUGCAUGGCCUGUAGGGUUUACACGAUUUACUGCCGUGAGAUUUACUGCCGUGUAA